UAGACUUUAUUCGCUUCAUUCAGUGAUCCUUAGUCUGUCAUAUGUGCGGGCGCCUUCGCCUCGCUUGUGCUUCCAACGGGAUCUGUGAUUUUUCUCGUCAGUGCGAGAUAAAACGUGAGCGGGGAUCGUGUGAUCUCGUCAAUCACAGAGAUCGAAGAGAUUCUUUUUACGCGAUUUUCGCUUUUCUUAAAUAAUAUAAUCAGUGAAGUACUAGUGAAAUUUAAAAAAAUUAAUUCACACAAGUGUUAGUAAAUACAUUCUAAUAAAUUUGUCAAACAAGUAAAACAUUUUUUUACAAAAAUAAUUGAUAUAUAAGCUUAAUUCUUAAUACGAUAAAAGUUUUUGUUUAACGAUUAUUUGUUUACGUACACUCGGAAUAUGCUAUUGAUUGAUUAAAUGACUGACAAGUUACGGGCAUCGUAAGCUAUUAAACAGAAACACACGCGUGCGUCUUCAGUCUCUCUUAUACGAAGGCAAUGAAACGUUCAGAUUGGUUCGUCUAAACAUUGCCAUUGGCAGCCCGGCGAGAAUUUGCACGUGUUUGUUCGCCUAAAUCGCAGCACUUUAUGCGCCGCGUUUCCGUGUUCUGAUUCUCUGAAUUCUGAGCAUCCGAAUCCGACAUUUCUCGCAUUUCGCGUAUCUCUUCAAGCAUGCUCGAGAAUCCAAUCGACUAAACACUCAUUACAACGGAAUUAUAACUUUGCCCGAAGGAAUUCUGUCAAGUGCUAAGAUGACGACAACUCCUUCGCGCUUCAACGACGGAAAUCGAUGAGUCUCGAUCUUCCUCGUACAAACGAAAAUAUCUAGUCGAUUGUUGACCCAAAGCGCAAGUAAAUUCUGUGCAGUCUUCAUCAAACGAAAACGAAACAUCGCAAGCAAUGGCAGCACAUCUAUUGCGGUAUCUUCUCAUGUUCCUGUGUGUCGCUCACGUGACGAUCGCGGAAAAAGAAUCGAACAUUCUCAAGCUGAGCAAGCCGCAAAAAAUUGUUCCGAUCGAAGCGAACACGUUAAAUCUCAAUAAAACGGAACACGCGCAAGAGAAGAAUGAAUCCGAACAACGUCCGGCCCUAAUUUCUUUUAGCAAAAAUAAUCCGGAGCUGGACUGGAAGAAUUAUCUGAACAUGUUCGACGCGAAGCAAGAAGAAGAACACCGGAACUUCGACGUUGAUUUUAUGAGAGAGAAAUUCGAAAGAACAGCUAAUAGCAUACAGUGGCUCGCGGAUCUUUACGAUCCUUUUCGGUGGGUCAGAGUACCCGGGGGACUCCAAAACGAAUGUCGAAGGGACAUGGAAAGGUUUCUCGACGCGCUGAGAAACGGAAAACUUUGGGCCGCGAAGAUGUCGGACGCAAGCGGCCGAUAUUCCUCGCAAUUCCAUUUCGGUAACGGUUUCUGGCUGGGUUCGAGCACCCUCUGCAGGGAGCUCAAUGUCACCGAUGGAAAGAACGUGGCGAGCGUCGACGAAAAGCAACCGCCUUAUCCUCUGAGAUUUCACGUCGCGAGACUGUAUCUGAGUCUCCCGAAAGAGCUCGAUUUUUCGACACGUCAGGUGUUUUUGGGUCUGUGCUUGCCGGCUACAUGCGAUCGUACGUCUCUGGCCUCGAUGCUAAGGGCCAGCGCUGAUAGAGUCGAACGCGAAGGCAAUUCGACCUAUCGAUCGGGCGGUCCGAAGGUUCGCAUUGUUACGGUGAAACCCGUGCCAUCUAGCAAUUACUGCGCUUGGCAGGAUCCCAAAUUUUACGUGCUUUCAGCUAUCGGCGGCGCGAUAUUGGUGCUAAUGAUCUGCGCGACGGUGUACGAAUACAGAACGUUCCCCCACGUAAAGGACGUCGAGUCGUCGUCAAGCGUGUCGAAUAACAACGACAAAACCAGCGACUGCGUGGACAAAAAUCUGAAUCAAGAUCGCAGGAUCUCAAUAGGACAGGAAAACGGUCAGGAGCUUAUCGAGAAGGGCGCGAAGCAGUUGCAAAAAGAGAAUCCCAUUCAGAAGAAAGAUUGCGACGAAGGAUUCUGGUUGAGGUGCUUGCUCGCGUUCAGCCCUAUCGUUAACGGAAGUAAGAUCAUUAGCACGGAGCCCGCGGCCAAAGAUAGUCUAACCUGUCUUCACGGCCUUCGAGUAUUCUCGCUAGGAUGGGUCGUCAUGGUGCAUACGUAUCUCCAGGUUUUCUCCAUUGCCGAGAACAAGACACUGCGAACGGUUACGGAGAGGAAUUUCAUGUUCCAGACCAUCAGCAACGCGACGUUUUCCGUGGACACUUUCUUUUUUAUCAGCGGCCUGUUGGUGACUAUACUUUUCUAUCGAUCCAUGAGCAAUUUUAACAACGAGAAAGGCAACUUCUUAAAGACGAGUUGCACCAAGUUUGUUAUCAUGAUUCUGUAUCGAUUCAUCAGAUUAACACCGGCUUAUCUCUUUGUACUGGGAAUGAACGAAAUCGCCAUAAAGCAAGCUCAGGCUAAGACUGUCUUUUCACCUGGUAUCAUCGAUCACUUGACCUGUGAAAAGUUCUGGUGGCGAAACGCGCUCUAUUUGAAUUCCCUGUAUCCGCGCACGGAAAUGUGCAUGCUGUGGAGCUGGUAUAUGGCCAACGACACGCAGUUCUACGUCCUUGGUAUAUUUCUUCUUUUGCUUUCCGUAAAAUAUCUCAAGACCGUGGCCGUCGUCGUCUCGCUGCUGAUCGUCUCCUCGUGGUUCACCACGUUCUCCGUAGCCUACAGCAACGAUUACGUAGCCAGGAUCCAAGAGCCGUUCGCUCUCUUCGACGAGCUCUACGACAAACCGUGGCUGAGAGCGGGUCCGUACUUCAUCGGCACGAUUACCGGAUACAUCCUCUUCAAAACGAAAUGCCAGUUGAAGCUACCAGUGGGUGCGAAACUGAUCGGCUGGAUACUGUCCGCGACGAUCAUGUUUUCGGUGGUAUAUGGAUUGUACCCCGGAAAUUUGACGGUGCUAGUGAGCUCCGUAUACGCCGCCUUGGGUCACACCGCGUGGACGAUAGCUGUCGCUUUUAUCGUGAUUCAAUGCUGCACCGGGUCGGCACGAAUGAUCGACAGUUUGCUCUCGCUCCGACUAAUGUAUCCGCUUUCGAGGCUCACCUAUUGCGCCUAUCUGGUACAUCCCGUUAUCAUGAUGGUCACGUGUAACCACAUGGACGGGCCGCUACAUCUCCACAAUGGGAUUGUGCUUAUUGUCUAUUUUGGUAACCUGGUAGCCUCGUAUCUGCUAUCGUUCUGUAUUUCUCUCGCUUUCGAGGCACCGGUGGUGAAUUUAUUGAAAAUCGCGUUCACCUCGAAGAAGAGAGGGAGGUAGAGAUUACUUGUCUGAUAAAAGGACAAAUGCGAUUACCCAGCGCGGUAACGACGUUGUCUCGAAAUCUCCGCACCCCAAACCGAAGGAAGAUGAGAAUCACUGAACACUUUUUACACAGGACGUGUAUGCGUGACUAUAAAUCACCGAUAUUCGCAGUUCGUGAUAAUGUCGUGAAAAUUCGGUGAUAAUUCAUCGCACGAAACAGGUCUCAAUUUCCUACAGUUACAGUUCUUUUUCCCCAAAAUCUAGGAAAGCCUAAAUUUCACUCAUAUAAAUCAACUUGUCUAUUAACGAGAAUAAGAUACUAAACAGCCGUGUUUCAAAGUGUCGCGAUCAAUUAUCUCGCGAACAAAACAAUGCGGUUGACGCGAUUCAGAUGAGAUAUUUGAAAAUAACUGAUAAAGAAAUCUUUAAAAGCGCGCUCUUCCGGAGAGGUAUUGAUUUUGUUUUCAAUCGAAGAUAAUAAUUUCUCGAGACCGGUGACAAUUUCGUUUCGCAGCUCUCGCAAAUACAUUCGAAAGCCGCGAACUGUCCGAGCAAGUAGAUUGUCUCUUUCUCGAUAACGUGUUAAAUAGCAUCUAGCAGUGCAAUAAUCGCGCGCAUUUAUUUACGUAAUAGACAAACGUUCCCUGAAACGUAACGGAGCGUAAAUCGCUGGUUAUGGAAUAUAAAGUCAUAAUAGCGUGUGUGUUCGGAAUUUUUCGCUUGAGGUUUAUAUCCGCGAAUUUAUCAUGUCGCGUGUGAAUGAGGGGAAACCUAUGUAUUAUACAUAGUAGCCAUAAUGUGACGGUAUAAAUAGCAAUAAAACAACGCACAAGCAUGCAGCAUGUAGAAUAAUACACAUAUACAUAAAUAUAUAUACCUGCCUAUUGUAAUAAGAUAAUGUAAUUUUCUUGUAUAAAAAAAAU
Messenger RNA from Pseudomyrmex gracilis, 4213 nucleotides. Its product is annotated as nose resistant to fluoxetine protein 6-like. Lineage: Eukaryota; Metazoa; Arthropoda; Insecta; Hymenoptera; Formicidae. Bases 879 to 3305 code for a protein of 808 amino acids. The transcript is spliced from 13 exons. The record is from RefSeq and is a predicted model, not a curated record. Gene Ontology annotation, molecular function: acyltransferase activity, transferring groups other than amino-acyl groups.